CGGCACCCAAUCAUACCUUCGUUGUUCGAUAAAAACCACACAUACARAAGUGCCCUUCCACGAUGAUAUCCCAGAGCCUCUUCGACGAAACCCUUCUCGAAAACCAGGACGUCUUUGAGUACACCGACGAGGAAGCCGUGGCGGAAACGAUCGGUGAGUUCCUGCAGCAGUCCGAAUCGCAAACCGGCAAUCCUUCCAAGGAACACCACCGCCUCGAGCACCUCUCUCUGACCCAUCCAUCUUCUCCGGAGGGAAAGCGCUUCCGGGAGAUGCACGAGCGGUUCAUGGAAAAUCUGGACGCGGAACCCCCGGAUCUAGUAGCGGCCACGUCGAUUCUCGGUGGAUUGCACCGGAAGCAGCGGGAGGGACCGACGGAAUCGGGGGAGAACUCGAGCAGCAACGAUAAYAGCGACAACAACGACACCGAAACCUACCGAACGAGGCUGCUAUCGCUCUGGUUCCUCCUGCUCCAGAACAAAUUGUGGCCAAAGCUCGUGGAGAAGGUCGGCGACGGAGACGAACGCCGGAAACUGCUGGUCGGYUUUGUGGUGGCGCUCCUCCCCGACUCUUCGCUGUCCCUCCACCCCCUGGCGCGUGACGUGAAACACGUCGUGGCACCCUUUUGGUUCGAGGCAAAAGAUUGCGACAGCGACAACAAUAGUGGUUCAAGCCCCGGCAGCGAGUGGUUCGGGAUGUUGGAAAGGUCGGGCAAAGGCGGCGGGGACAGCGAGAUUCCCCUGGCGCUCGUCCGAUUGGCGCGGAGCCUCUGCAACGGCUGCGAGGACAACAAGAAAGCCUUUGUCAAGGCCGGCCUCCUGCGCGGCGGGGAGGGCAAGACCGGUCUCGAGCGKCUGCUGCUGCCGCUGCUGCUCCCACCGGACGAMCCGCUUGYCCCCACCGGACCCGCGGACCCGGCCUCCUCCUCGUUCGCAAGGGCCCGCGAAACCUGCCGGCUGGUGGCGGUCCUGAGCAGGUUCCAGSCGCUGGCGGACUCCUCGGCGCGGGACGCCUCCGCCUGCACCCCCGAGGCACCCCAGACGGGCGGAGCCCCGGUCGUUUCCUCGGCCCACGCCAACGUGAAGGAAUUCCAYAGGGCGGGCUUUGUCCCGAGGCUGCACAGGAUCGCGAGGGAAUCCCUGCGGGCCCUGCGGCAGCAGGAACAAGCCGGAGAAGAGAGCGACGCCGGUGCCGGGGCUGUCCCGAGCUCCGCGAACGCAUCGCAGGAACUCCUGUGCGAAUCGCUURMCGCCCUCCGCGCCAUGGCCAUCGACAACGACAUUGUCCAGAACAUGGUGGCCCUCGGCAUCCUGGACACCGUCCGCGACGCCCUGGAGGUCGUCGUGGAGGUGGCCACGGCGGCCCCCGUGGAAGGAGCAGAGGCCACGCGGUCUAUCUCSAAGCUGGGCCUMGCCACCGCCGCCCUGGGGCUGGUGCGCAACCUGUGCGCGAACGACGAGGUCAAGACGACGAUCUGCCGGUCGUCCCUGCACUCGAUUCUCCGGGUCAUGCAGCACUACCUCGACGAGGCCCCGGGCCGGAGGACCACGAGGGGCCACGCCGCCCUGCAGGAACACGCCUGCGGGAUCCUGGCGGCCAUGGCACUCCGGCAGCCGCAGAACGCCCACGCCACCGUCGAGGAGGGCGGUCACGUCCUGGUCUUCCGGGCCAUGCGGGUCUUUCCGGACACGGUCGCCCUGCAGCGGCAGGGGUGCCUCGCCGUCCGGAACAUCGCCAGCCGGCUGGCCCGGGCGGACCACGGGGAGGACGUCGCCAAGCUCCUGGACGCCGGUGCGGAGGACGUUCUACAGACCAUCGCGGGGAGGCACCCGGCGAGCGCGGAGGAAGCCUACGCGGCCCUGCGGGACCUGGGGUGCAACCCUCAGAUGUACCAGAUGGACGAGCACGGCAACACCGUCCGGAGCACGAGGGAGGUCUUUGGGGCGGUCAAGUCCAGCUUUCGCGCCGUGUACGAAUAAAUCAAAGAGAGAAACGAGUAAUCCAUCCAUCAAAAUGCCCACCUAGCGAAACCAACUAGUAGUAAUUAAGCAACGAAAUAGAUGGCAGGCCUACCU
This is a messenger RNA of Pseudo-nitzschia multistriata, 2072 nucleotides long. The record is from the annotation of a GenBank genome assembly. Lineage: Eukaryota; Bacillariophyta; Bacillariophyceae; Bacillariales; Bacillariaceae.